CCCAUUCUUGGAGUCUCUGAAGCCAGAGAGCUGGCAGAAAGGUUGGAGGGGAACACAGGGAAUGAACUGGGCUCACGCCCUCAAGUGCCAUCAAUGUAAAGACUUCUAUGACUGCAGUGGGCCAGCGAUCUGCCCCCCAUUCUCCACCCACUGUCUCACCACCUCGUCCAUAUCCAUGGGCCGGAACCUGAUCUCCAAAAUGUGCCACACGGACUGCCCCAACACUAAGGCCGCCGGCUUCGGGGACUUCGCCUCCGUUGACUGCUGUCAGGCUGACUUAUGCAACCACGGCGGGGUGGCCCACAAGGAGGUCAACUACGUGUCCCUCGUGCUGGGGCUCUCCUUCAGCCUCAUCUGUAUCCUCCUCCUCAGGACCGGGCUGUGACCUUCCCCUCUCCCCUCCUCCCUCCCCCUGUGGUGUAUCCUAGAAUCCCGAGGACAGAGCUCAAGUUGUCCAUGCCCCUGUCCCCACUCUGAACAGAUGGUUUCUCUCUCUCUUUUUCUCUCUUGCCUCCGACGGCCUCCAGGAAAGGAAGGUUUCCCUGGCCUCCCCCAGCAUCCCUUGGGUCCCACACUUCCACCCUCAGGAAAAGGUACUGAUGUUCCCACACCGGGCCCCACCCAGACUGGCCCUCAGAAUCACUGCCCAGGACUGAUCUGACCCUGUUUAAAGAAGAGUUUUCCUUCACCUCUGGCUACAGGGCAGCCUGUGCCCCUGCUCUGGCUCCAUCGCCUGUGGAGAAUCCUAAAAUCCCGAGAACAGAGCUUAACUUGUCCAUGCCCUUGUCCCCACACUGCACAGAUGGGCUCUCUCUCUCUUUCUUCUGCCUCUGAUAGUCUCCAGGAAAGGAAUUUUCCUAGGCCUCCCCUGAACUCUUCACUCCCACUCAGGAAAGGGGGCUGACACUCCCACACCAGGCCCAGCCCAGACCGGCCCUCAGAAUCACUAUCCAGGACUGAUCGGAGCCUGUUUGGGAAGAAGUUCUCCCUAAUCUCCGGCCACAGGGCAGUCCGUGCCCCCAGCUCAGCCACACAAGGCUGAGACGCAACCACCGCCACCACAACCCCAUUAUUACUAUUAUUAUUUUAUUCUUAAAAAUAAAAAUCGACUGGAAACGUGU
Messenger RNA from Tachyglossus aculeatus (Australian echidna), 1121 nucleotides. Its product is annotated as secreted Ly-6/uPAR domain-containing protein 2-like. The record is from RefSeq and is a predicted model, not a curated record. The coding region runs from base 62 to 385 and encodes 107 amino acids. The transcript has 3 exons. Gene Ontology annotation, molecular function: acetylcholine receptor inhibitor activity. NCBI's taxonomy places the organism in Eukaryota, Metazoa, Chordata, Mammalia, Monotremata, Tachyglossidae.